UAAAUAACGCGAAGUGAGCUACCCGAAACACACGCAGACGACAACAUGCUAUCGUGAUCGUUGAGAGAUAUCAGUGUAUCGCCUUUGUCAUUGAACCGUUGAACAAUCAGUACUCCUCUCCUCGAAUCGUCUACUCCGAAAUGGAUCUAAUAAUGAACAGUUUCUUGACACUCAUCAUUAUUAAUGUGUGUCUUCUAUUUGGAAUUGGUCAAGCUGACUUGGUCCACCGGAGAAGACCUCGUGCAAUAUGGCAGUUUUCAUCGAUGAUCGAGUGCGCCACCGGUCGGCCAGCAUUGCAUUAUAAUAACUAUGGGUGCUGGUGCGGAUUAGGAGGAGGAGGAGAACCUGUUGAUGAGGUGGAUAAGUGCUGUCGCUCCCACGAUGAGUGUUACGAUUAUCUCACUGAAGAGGGUACAUGUUCUAUCCUCUCUCUCUACUUAACUUCAUACCUCUAUGAAAGAAGACACUGCCAGGAGAUGGAGGAGCCUAGUAUAUCAUGCGGGGAAGGAUCUCCAUGCCGAACUGGGUUGUGCGACUGCGACCGAGAGGCGGCGCUCUGCUUAGCUCAUGCAAAGUACAACGAUCAUCGUCAUAACUACGACAAAGACUUAUGCAUCCCAUGAUCAACACAAGCAAGUAAACCCUUGGAAAUGGGCGAUAAAACGCGGCUGCCGGUCUGAUUUUCGAUUGAACAAUGCAGAUUUGGGAUGGAAAUCAUCAAAUGGGAGAACAUGCCGUCGAUUCUAAAUUGAAGAUCAUAAAAUUGUCUUAAUGCUUACUCUUGAAAUUGUUCACUAAGGCUUAUAUCCCACGAAAGCAAUUUACCACCUCACUAAAAGCCCUUUCCUACAUUAAAAUUAUGUAAUGUUGUACACAAGAGGUGGUUACCCCUUCAUAAUUAUUAUUAUCUUCAUACGUGAGCAGUACAAAACGGUGGAUUUGGAUGAUGGGGCAUCACCCCCCCCCCCCCCCAAAAAAAACAAAACAAAACAAAACAUAUACGUAGAAAUGAUGAACUUCCCAAGGAACUCACUCCAACUAAAUCUUUCUUAAAUAUCUUAUUUUUUUCUUCUUCGAUGGCUUCAAAAGGGAUGGGGCGUCUACCGGCUCUUUCCGAGUUGCAUUCGCUACUGUGAUUGACUAAUAGCCCACAGUUACACCAUGAGACCCGGCGCCAGACCGACAUCAGACAGAACAAAAAAUUACAUUACUCCGAAUGACCAAGAAUCGAUCGUUUAUGUGUCGGUCUCAAGUCGGCCCUGCGGUGUGUCUUGGUCAUGUGGUAAAACGAUUUUUACUUUUACCGCUUUAAUAAUAAUAAUAAUAUUCCGCUUUUGUAUAGCGCCCAAUACAUCCACCCAACGAUGUGCCUGAGCGCCUCACAGAUAUAUUAUUACCCCGGUCAUCGGAUUCAGGCUUACCCGCACACAAUGUAUCCACAUUCUCCACUCUCUGGGGAGCAUUGCGGCAAGUCACCAUUUUACAAGCUUUACCUAUUAGGGUCCUGCAUUUAUUGCCUACUAUUUUAUCGAGUAACAAUAGAUCCAAAAUUACUGGAAAACACUUCAAUUUUGCAUUCCAAAGUGAUGGUCGAUAUAAUUAUAGGGCCUACUGAUCUUAAUCAUUUUAACGUUUCACGGAUAAUGUACAUUCUAUAAAGUUUAGUCGUCAAGGCUUGUAUAUUCAUAAUUCUUCCGGUUUAGGCUAAUACCUUAUUUUGUCGGCGAAACGAGGAGAUGGGAAAGAGAGAACCAAUUUUAGAGAAUAAUCACAAAAAUUAGGAAGGACUCCCCCCCCCCCC
Strongylocentrotus purpuratus (purple sea urchin) is the source of this 1801-nucleotide messenger RNA. RefSeq names its product phospholipase A2. Gene Ontology annotation, molecular function: calcium ion binding; phospholipid binding. Gene Ontology annotation, biological process: arachidonate secretion; phospholipid metabolic process; lipid catabolic process. The record is from RefSeq and is a predicted model, not a curated record. Bases 141 to 623 code for a protein of 160 amino acids. NCBI's taxonomy places the organism in Eukaryota, Metazoa, Echinodermata, Echinoidea, Camarodonta, Strongylocentrotidae. The transcript is spliced from 4 exons.